Molecule: messenger RNA, 1251 nt
Organism: Parnassius apollo (apollo)
Lineage: Eukaryota; Metazoa; Arthropoda; Insecta; Lepidoptera; Papilionidae
Source: the annotation of a GenBank genome assembly
AUGAAAACGCGUGAUUCGCAAAAACGAAUUGGGAUAAACAACAAUCAAGCAGACGUUCUUUAUAAUUGCAUUAUCGUGGUGUCGCAUAAAACGACAUAUGAAGGCCCUAUAUACGAAGUGUUCCUUACAAGAAUAUUAAUACUGCCAAAUAAGGAAGCGGAAGUCAAGUCUGGUAAAUACGGCGAAGGUUACGUGGGGUCGUCCCGCGGGGUUGCAGUCCAUGUGAGGGCUUCUGGUCCAGACGGAGAGCGUGACCACAGCGGGUGCAAGUGGCCGUUGCUGUCUGUUGCCGCGCCCACAGAACCACUGCCCUCUGAACCUUGGAUCGCUGUUAUUAGGAGAGGCAGUUGCAACUUUGAGAUUAAGGUGCAAAAUGCGUGGCGCGCGAACGCCUCUGCGGUCCUCAUCUAUAACGACCGCGACGCCACGUCACUGGAGAAGAUGAAAUUGUCUACUGACAAACGUAACAUAAGUGCUGUAUUCACUUACAAGUGGAAGGGUGAAGAGAUCACGCGGCUGGUGGACAAUGGCACUCGUGUCAUGAUCGCCAUCAUCAAGGGUCGCACCUUCACACACAUCAACAACAACAUCAACAAGACCUCGGUGCUGUUCGUGUCGAUCUCAUUCAUAGUGCUGAUGGUGAUCUCGCUGGCUUGGCUGGUCUUCUACUAUAUUCAGCGCUUCCGGUACAUACACGCUAAGGAUCGUCUCUCUAAACGCUUGUGCUAUGCGGCUAAGAAAGCACUCUCGAAAAUACCCACCAAAAGCUUAAAGACUGAUGACCGAGAAGUACAAGGAGACGGCGAAUGCUGCGCCAUCUGCAUAGAGCCAUAUAAAGUAUCGGAAACGCUCAGAUCACUUCCUUGUAGACACGACUUCCACAAGAACUGCAUCGAUCCUUGGUUGUUAGAGCAUCGCACCUGUCCCAUGUGCAAAAUGGAUAUACUCAAGUAUUACGGUUUCGUGUUCACCGGCAGCCAGGAGAGCAUCCUGCAGCUGGAGGUGGAGGAGGCGCGCAGUCGGGCGCUCAGCCCCGCCAGAAGUCGGCACCCGCUCACACUGUUGACGAGCGACAACUCGUACUCGGCUGGCAGCGAGCGCAGCAGCCGCGCCUCGUCGCCCGACGAGCUAGCACCCGCGCUGCCUGCGCCGCCGCACAGAUCCUGCACGGCUUCUCCAUCGGGCGAACCGAGAGCGGAGUGCUCGAGGCAAGACACGUCCGUCAGUUCCACCAGCGACGCCCACGACUGA